AUGUGUCUCAGAAGACAGGACAUGCAGGUGCGAUGUGUCUCAGAAGACAGGACAUGCAGGUGCGAUGUGUCUCAGAAGACAGGACAUGCAGGUGCGAUGUGUCUCAGAAGACAGGACAUGCAGGUGCGAUGUGUCUCAGAAGACAGGACAUGCAGGUGCGAUGUGUCUCAGAAGACAGGACAUGCAGGUGCGAUGUGUCUCAGAAGACAGGACAUGCAGGUGCGAUGUGUCUUAGAAGACAAGACAUGCAGGUGCGAUGUGUCUCAGAGGACAGGACAUGCAGGUGCGAUGUGUCUUAGAAGACAGGACAUGCAGGUGCGAUGUGUCUUAGAAGACAGGACAUGCAGUUGCGAUGUGUCUUAG
This is a messenger RNA of Candidula unifasciata, 363 nucleotides long. The record is from the annotation of a GenBank genome assembly. NCBI's taxonomy places the organism in Eukaryota, Metazoa, Mollusca, Gastropoda, Stylommatophora, Geomitridae.